AUGCAAGGAGGUGUUAGAAGGAAGAAGGACCUGUUGCCAAGGUAUGGUAACAAGCUGCAUCCACGCAACAAUGGGUCGCGUAACCCGUUCAACUACAUGACGACUCCGAUGAAGAAGAUCCUGGGUUACAUCCUGCUGUUGUUGAUCACUUUUGCAUUUAUCAAGACUGUGUACAGCGACUUACAACACGAGCCCAGCUUUGAACUGGAUCACGAGUCCCUGGCAUCAAGCAUGGAAAAGAGUGGUAAGCUGAACAUUGAUCCAAAGGAAUUUGUAGGUGUAAAUAACGAACAGAGAGCCAAGGAUAAGAUCCAGGAUACUGAGAAACUGAUGAGAGAUGAGAAGGAAAGAGUUGCUGUCGCUGGAGGUGGAAGCGGUAGUGGUAAUGCCAUCGGUGCUGGAGCCAACAAUGCAGCCAAGAAAGGCACUAAAAAGCAGCAACAACAAGCAGCUGCGGCAGCUGCCGUAGGUGCCGCUGUGCCAAACGGUCAAGAGCCAGAUGACUUGACUAAGGAGCAAAAGGAGAAGCAGGAAGAGAUCAAACAACAACAGCAACAACAAGCCCCAGCUGAUAAGAACAACCUCAAGGCUAAAGGUGGGAACAACGUUGCCGACAACUCAAACAAAGAUAAGAUGAAAGAUAUAAAAAAUGAUAUGAUCAAGGACUCAAAGAAAGAUGUCAAUGAUGUGAAGAAAAACGUAAAGCAAGAUUUGAAGGACUCUAAGAAAGAUCUAAAGAAUGCUCAAGCGAAUGUGUAG
Messenger RNA from Nakaseomyces glabratus, 759 nucleotides. RefSeq lists its product as uncharacterized. The record is from RefSeq and is a predicted model, not a curated record. NCBI's taxonomy places the organism in Eukaryota, Fungi, Ascomycota, Saccharomycetes, Saccharomycetales, Saccharomycetaceae.